Messenger RNA from Coffea arabica (coffee), 2661 nucleotides. The record is from RefSeq and is a predicted model, not a curated record. Lineage: Eukaryota; Viridiplantae; Streptophyta; Magnoliopsida; Gentianales; Rubiaceae.
GCCAAUGAAUCGAUAUGCUGUUUCUUCGCGCCUUAUUUCAAAAGUUAAACUAUAUGUCAAGAUCAUCAACCAUCCAAAGAAAUUUUGUCCCAAUUCUUCUCAUAAAGCCCUUCAAAUCUUUGUUGCGCUUUGCAAAAUACUCUACAUUAAGUGCUCCCAGUUGUAAUUCAGUCCUGCAUUAUCGCAUAAAAAACGGAAAACUCGAUGAAGCAAGAGCAAUUUUUGAUAAAAUUAUAACACCAGAUGUGUACUUAUGCACUAGGAUGUUAUCUGGGUAUUUGGAAAAUCGUAGAUUCGAUGAAGCAUUGGAACUGUUUGAUGAAAUCCCUGUGAAAGACAUAGUAACAUGGAAUUUAAUGAUGAAGGGGUGUUUCGAUUGUGGGGAAGUUGAGAUGGGUUUGACACUGUUUGAUGCAAUGCCUGAGAGGAAUGUGAUUUCCUGGACUACUUCGAUGAGCGGAUUGUUAAAAGUUGGACUAGUUGAAGAGGCUGAGAGGUUGUUUUUGGGGAUGCCUGUGAGGGAUGUAGCAGCAUGGAAUGCAAUGAUCUAUGGGUAUUUUGCAAAUGGAAGAGUGGACGAUGCGAUGAAGUUAUUCAAUAUGAUGCCUUCUAGGAAUGUCAUAUCAUGGACCUCGAUGAUUAGUGGGCUUGAUCAGCAUGGGAGGACUGAUGAGGCUCUGUUGAUGUUUGCAAAGAUGGUGGGGUUUGGGAUUGUGCCCUCUUCCAGUACUUUUUCCAGCGUAAUUACAGCUUGUGCAAAUAUGUUAGACUUAUAUCUAGGUGUUCAAGUGCAUGGGUACAUAUUGAAGUUGGGAUGCCUUUUGGAUGCAUAUGUCAGUGCUUCUCUUGUCACUUUUUAUGCUAAUUGCAAGAAAAUGGAUGAUUCUCUUAAAGUAUUUAAUGAGAAGCUGCACAUGAAUGUAGCUGUAUGGACAUCCCUUUUGACGGGAUAUGGUAUGAACAGCAUGUAUGAAGAGGCAUUGAAUGUUGUGGUGUCCAUGUACAGAAAUGGGGUUCUUCCAAAUCAAUCUUCUUUAACAAGUGCUUUAAAUUGUUGUUCUGAAAUGGAAGAUGUUGAUCAGGGUAAAGAAAUGCAUGGUGCAGCAGUCAAGCUUGGAUUGAACACUGAUGCUUUUGUGGGUAAUUCUCUAGCUGUAUUGUAUUCUAAAUGUGGAAAUUUAAAGGACGGGAUAGUCAUAUUCAAGGAGAUUUCAGACAAAAACAUAGUAUCAUGGAAUACCAUUAUUGUUGGAUGCGCACAACACGGAUGUGGUAAGUGGGCACUCACCUUUUUUGGCCAAAUGGUACGUGCACGAGUGUGCCCUGAUGAUAUUACAUUCACAGGUUUGCUCUCAGCUUGUAGCCAUAGUGGUAUGCUUCAGAAAGGAAGAUAUUUCUUUGAUUAUCUACGGCAACACAAAACCAUGGAGGUGAAGCUUGAGCACUAUGCUUGUAUGUUGGAUGUACUCUGCCGGUGUGGAGAAUUGGAAGAAGCAGAGAAUUUGAUAAGAAACAUGCCCAUGAGACCAAAUUUGUCAAUGUGGCUUUCUCUCCUAAAUGGUUGCAGGAAAGAUUGUAAUUUAGAUUUAGCUGAAAGAGUCGCAAAAGAUGUUUUCUCUUUAGAUCCAGAUUGUAGCUCUGCUUAUGUAUUGUUGUCCAACAUGUAUGCUUAUGCUGGUAGAUGGGAGGAUGUUGCAAGAACUAGGGUGCAAAUGAAAAAAAGGAGAACGAUUAAACAGCCUGGAUGCAGUUGGGUGACUCAAAAAGGUGUGCGACACAUAUUUGUGUCUGGUGAUAAGUCACAUCCUCUGAGCAGCAAAAUAUAUCAAAAGUUAGAGUGGUUAGGGGAAAAGUUGAAGGAGUAUGGGUAUGUCCCUGAUCGAAGGUUGGCUUUACAUGAUGUGGAGGAUGAACAAAAAGAAUCAAUCUUGUCAUAUCAUAGUGAGAGGCUUGCUAUUUGCUUUGCACUCAUUGACAGUGAGGAGAGAAGUGCUAUAACAGUAAUGAAGAAUCUACGUGUGUGUGAGGAUUGCCACUCUGCCAUCAAGGUAAUAGCAAUAAUUGCUAAUCGUGAAAUCAUUCUUCGAGAUUCUACUCGCUUUCAUCAUUUCAGGGAUGGGUUAUGUUCCUGCAGGGACUACUGGUAGUAUGAUCAAGACAAGAUUAAGCUCCUCUCCAUACAAAUUACCUCCAGUUCUCCUAAGUAUAGGCUUUCAUUGUUGUUGACAUGUGUACUUUGCCAAUAUCAAUAGCUUAUGUGAUUUUUGGUUGGCCCUGAUAGUUAACUUUGGUUGGGUAGCUGUGGUUAAGGUUGCUUAGUAAAGUCUCCAUCUCUCCACGAUUAUCAUAUCACUGAAAAGCAUAUCAAAAUCCAAUUAGCUGAAGAUCAAUAGCAUCCUUUGACAUUUCCAUCCUAUUUUAAUACAUAAUUGAUUGGAAAAUGUGGAGGAAGACAGAUUGGCUUUUGGCCCUAAACUUUCACGUCUGACUAAAAAGCCAAGGUCACACAGGAUAAGAAGAAGAAGACAAAGAAGGAGAAAAAUAUGUCUCAAUUGAUUUCACCAAUAUAACAGGUAUAUCUCUUAUUUGUAGAAAGUUUAUUUGUUGUGGGCUUGUAAUUCAAAUGAAGAAGAAAAUAAGAUAGAAGAAUUUGAGGAUAGC